AUCAAACACCUACACAUAUCACCACCAACACACACACAGGCAAAACACAUCAAGCUCAACACACAUGGCUGACAAUGCCGGUCUAGUAGGCCUGCUCUUGGAGCAGCACCAGCUGCGCCCACCAGCAGCAGCAUCAAGAGCACCACCUCAAAUCACAAGCAAGGCCACUCGUCCCCUCCUCGCCACCGCCAAGAACGACGUCGUCGACAAGGGCAGCUCCGCCGCCGCUUCCUUCAGCCGCUCUUCCUCUUCUUCUUCUUCCCGUGCACCGGCGCCGACGGUGUCGCCGACGACCGCCUGCCCUUUCCUGCACCGGUGCUUCUUCUGCCACGGGGAGCUCGCCGACGGCAGGGACAUAUACAUGUACAGAGGCGAGAGGGCGUUCUGCAGCGAGGAGUGCCGCUGCCGCCAUAUCCUGGCAGAGGAGGACGAUGACGACACUACUACCUCGGUCGGGGUCGUGGCAGCGGCAGCGGACUGCUCCACCCAGCUCCGCCAUCAGGCCCUUGCUGCCAGCUUCACGUUCUGAGGUGGUGUCCGGCCGAGCGGGCGGGCGGGUAGACCACCGAGGACUCGUACGGUGGGCCUGCCACCGGCGGCUUGCCGUGGAGGAAGCAACGAUGUCCAUCACCUUGAGUCAGAUAGCUUGUCCAAACACAGAUGGGUGUCACGGACUCAUGCACGGCUGAUAUAAUCUGAUUGGGCUUCAAUUUCAACGUUUCAAAAUGAUGGGUUAAGUUUCUUGUUUUUUGUUGGAGGUGAAUGUUUUUUUUUUGCAAAUUGUCUUCUUAUACAGUAUAUUAUUCUGUCGAAACUACCUUCUUGUUUUCAGUGCUCUAUGAUUAUCUCUUGUUAAGUAAGUUGGAUAGUAAGUUUGUACAUUUCUAUCCUCUUUAAGCUUUUGUAUUUAUAUAAUUAUAUCA
This is a messenger RNA of Zea mays, 923 nucleotides long. RefSeq lists its product as uncharacterized. The coding region runs from base 65 to 529 and encodes 154 amino acids. The record is from RefSeq and is marked validated. NCBI's taxonomy places the organism in Eukaryota, Viridiplantae, Streptophyta, Magnoliopsida, Poales, Poaceae. The transcript is spliced from 2 exons.